UUAAAUAAGUUUAUAUGUCAUUGUCAAACAAAACAUAUUGAUCAAUAAAAUAAAUAUAUUUAAUAAUUAUAUUUAAUAAUAUAACAAUGAAGUAUUUUAAUUAUUUAUUACUACUAUUGACAUAUUUUUACAUAAAAUGUGAUGCCAUCGACUCAGUCAAUCCGAUUCAAUUGAGACACGAUUUGGAUUUAUUGAAAAUUACAGUACAGUUUGAGUUAAAUAUGUUGAGAGCUCAGUGUCAUCAGGAGCUCAACAAAACAAUGGUCGGUAUGAACAAUGAUAUCGAUUCAUUGGUCAACCUGUUGUCACAUAUUGAUCCCAAAACACCCGACGGUAAAUUGCAAUUACAAAAUUUGGAAAGUGCACGGUUAGGAUUGAUACCCAAAAUUGAGGCUGAAUUGCUAAUUGUCCAUGAUAAAAUUGCUAAAAUGCAACAAUCAAUUAGUAUGCAAUUGGCUUUGGAUGUAACACAACUAGAAACCGAUUUGUUAGCAUUGGAACAAAAAGUCAAAACUGCCGAUAUUAGUAAAUUGGUACUGGUUAGUUUACCUGUUUUGGCCAUGCUCAAACAAAAUGUUACCCAAUAUAUUCAACAAGUUGGCAUUGAGUUACAAAAGUUGCCAUGAUAAUAUAAAAAUAUUACAGUAUUGAUUUAAAAUAUUUU
Molecule: messenger RNA, 664 nt
Organism: Oppia nitens
Lineage: Eukaryota; Metazoa; Arthropoda; Arachnida; Sarcoptiformes; Oppiidae
Exons: 2
Coding region: 87-626 (179 amino acids)
Source: RefSeq, a predicted model, not a curated record